Dictyostelium purpureum is the source of this 183-nucleotide messenger RNA. RefSeq lists its product as uncharacterized. The record is from RefSeq and is a predicted model, not a curated record. Bases 1 to 183 code for a protein of 60 amino acids. Lineage: Eukaryota; Evosea; Eumycetozoa; Dictyosteliales; Dictyosteliaceae. The transcript is spliced from 2 exons.
AUGUCUCUUGACCCAUUCUUCGAUCGUUUUUAUGAUUCAUUCGAGCCGGAAGAUACAGUCUAUCAGAUUAGACCGUUGAUGCAAGGUAUAGAUUAUAAAGCUCUACCCGAUCCAAAUGAUUUAGAAAACCAAGCUAAAUUCAAUAGCAGAGAGCCAUUAUAUUGUAUUUUAAUCAACAAAUAA